UCUUGGCAGCAGGCAUGGAGUGCUGCCAAGCGGCACUUCAGACCUGAGCCAGCUCGGGGUGGAAUCUUUGUCUUACAAUGCCACAGGCAUCUUUAGCAAUAUUUGUCUGAGAACCUUUUUGUUCCCGCAACAUUUUUAAGCAAAUAAGCUUCAGGUUUAUUAGACAAAAUAACUUCCUUUCUCCCUCUCCUGCAAGUUCUUUCUGGCAGAUGCCAGAGCACAACGGUCUUUCUACCCAGCACACGUUUAGAAAGAAAGAAAGAAAAAAAAUUAAUCUAAACAAAAGAGAAUAUAAUAGAAAUCCCAGGACAGGGCUACCCUCUUGUAACGGAAUCAGUUUCCAGUAAUUUCACCACCUAGAGACUUUGCCCAAUAAAUUUUACCUGGGAUUAAGGUGAAGAUAAAUAGCCCAAAUAAAUACACGACUUCCCUACAGCACUAGCUUUUAUUGGUUUGUUUUUCCAUUUCUCUUCCUCUGCAAUGAAAUCAAUAUGUGCAUAGAAAAAAAUACAAAUUUGGUGAAGGAGAGCACUGUGCAAUGGGCCCUGCUGAGGCUGGCUGGUGUCCCCUGCAGCAGCAGGGACCAAAUGGGGAUGGUUCUGCAAAUCCAGUGGAGUUUUGCUCCAUUCACUGUGUCCAAAUCACAGCCCAGUUCCAAAUCCGCACCAGCUGCAGGCUCCGCUCAUGGCAUUCGGAGGGGGAGCUCAUCAAGCUCCAAAAGCAAACCAAUACCAAUUCUGAAGAACUUGUAACUUGCCAAGGGGGAUUUUAAGGACUGCUUUUCUGCCCCCAUCACUGAGCAGGCAUUGGGCUGGGAAGCCCAGCAUGAGGAGAGGGUCUCUGCAUUUCAAAAGCAAAACUUCAUGCUGAAAGGAGCAAAAGGCAAGAGCCCAGUGCUGUCGCUGCAGAUCCAGCCACAGGCAGCAUUUCUCCUCCAAAAUGUUUAAACUGUCUGUUUUCAGGUUUGUGGCUCUUCCACCAGCUCAUUGAAAUGGGCUUGUUCAUGCCAGCUCCGACACAAGUUUAAAAUCCAUUUCAGGGAUGCUGUGCCAUGGGGUGGGGAUGGACCAGGACAAGGUGUGGGGGGGAAGGUCUGUGGGCAUCGCAGACCCCUGUGCCACCUUAGUGGUGGCAGAGGCAGAUUCCUGCUCACGGCCACCUUCCUCUGGGAGGAAUAGCUCCAGAGAGGAGUGAGAUGCUGCUGGGAAGCCAGUGUGCUUAGCUGAUACACUAUCAAAACCACACUGCCGUGAUAUGUGAGGGUACACAAAUACCUUCCAAGGCUUCCUCUGAAAUGCAGAUAAGCCAUGAGGCCAGUCUCCCAUGGGAAACCACUAGCUUCCUGCCCAAGCAGCUUCAGCAGCUCCUCCUUGCCACAGACUUAUGGCAAAUGUGGGCAACAUGGAGGGGUCUCGUGGGGACCAGUGCCAGGCUUUGGACAGCUGAAACAUCACUGUGGGGCUGCCACUCUGGUCGGGCACUGGCCACCCUGGCCUACUGCAAACCGCCCACUGGGGUCUCAGGCCAAGCAGGAACACAACAGCUUUCCUCCUGCAAUGCAGAUCAUUUCUCUUCUUGCUUUUGAGGCUGCCUAAAGGCCCCAUAUGGUGAUGCUGCAACCUACCCCAGGGUGCAGGGGAAGCCAGAGUGGUGAUGUGGGGUGCUGGGUGCAUCUCACCCAGGGGGCCAAGGGAGGACGCUGCACCAAGGCCACGGUCAAUCACACUGCCACAGGCAGUUUCGCUGAACUCAAGUCCUGGGAGGGGACCCAGAGCAGGGCUGGGCAGGAGACAAAGCUCUUCUUUCCUUCCUCAUGACGCAGCAGCCUGAAAUCAACUUGCAGCCCAGCCCUGCUACAACCCGCUGCUCCUUAUUUACCCUUCAAACAGGAAAAGCAACCUCCAGCACAGUUCUUCUACAAAUUUUCUAUGCCAAGCCUCAAGAAAGGGCUGCUUUUGUUAACAUUAGGCUCUUUAGCUCUGAGCACACAUCUUGUAGGUGACAAUUUGACUUAGGACUCCAGGGUGGUUUACCAGGACGGACAUUCACCAGACUGCAGCCCCGAAUUUUGAAGGUAGGAGUGGGUCCCCAGCCCCUGGAAGCCCGGUGUAGUGGGGUGGCAGCAGGAGAGAAGGGGACAGACAGACUUGCUUGGGUAGGAAACAGCUCAUUCUCCAAAUUACAGCUACUCCCCAUUUGUGUGGGUGAAGAUGCUGCAGGGUUUGGGCAAGUGGAAAUACUUCUGUUCUUAAGUCAGGCGUCCCCCAACCUGGCUACUCUGCCCAGCUCAGCGGCCCUGCUCUUUUACCCUUCCCUUUCUGGUUUUAAGGAAGACAAGCUUGUUCCCACAGAGCCCCUUGCUCGGGCAAGGCCAAAUCACAGAUUGUCCUCAGAUGGCAUUUUGCAGCCCCUAAUAUUUGAAACCUGCUGUACGUUAUCCCAGAGGGAAAUGCAGCAGAGCCAUGAUCAAAAAUAUGCUCCUUGAGCUCAUCAUUAUCAGCAGAUAGAAAAGCGUGAUCCAGUGCUGAGAAAAGGACAUGAAACAGAAGGACACGGGGCAGCAGCCGGUCACAGUGAAGAGUUCAGAGGCUUAAAAAUGAAGAAAGCUCAAUUAGUGCAGCAUGCUCCGUCAUACAAGAGCCAGGAUUUCAAUACCAGGGUGGGACUGAACACACGUGCCCAAUAGGAAUUUAUACCUCUUUGGAGACCCUUUAUUGCAAAUUUUCCUAAACAUGGCAGUUAUUUUUUCAUCUAAUACCUGCCUGGCUUUGGUGGGUUACAGGUAUGCUUUAUGUAUUGCCUUCUUUUUCCUCAGGGUGACCUGUGACUGUCGGCCACCCCCUCGGUCGUGCUCUCUCUCCCCACCACCAUGCGGAUGACAAGCGUGAUCCGGUACGUGGCACUGUUCAUCACACUGCUGGGCACAUGGUUCAUUGUGCAGACAUACUUCGAACGGAGCUGGAAAGCCAUCAGCGUGCGGAGCUGGCUCGGUGGCACCGACAAGUCCAGCAGUGAGCAGCUGCCCCGGCACAAGUGCAGGAACCAGCAGAGCUGCCCCGAGAACCAUUUUGCCUUCAAGAUCAUCAGUGGUGCUGCAAACGUGGUGGGACCCUCCAUCUGCUUUGAUGACAUGGUCCUCAUGAGCAGCGUGAAAAACAAUGUUGGCAGAGGCCUGAACAUCGCGCUGGUGAAUGGAACAAGUGGGCAGUUCCUGAAAGCUGACACAUUCGAUACGUACUCUGGAGACAUCAACAAACUGUAUACCUUCCUCCAAGAGAUCAAGCACGGCACCAUUGUGCUGAUGGCCAGCUAUGAUGACGCUGCCACAAAAAUGAACGACAAAGUCCGUGCAUACUUCACGGAGCUGGGCAGCAGCCACGCCAGCAAUCUGGGAUUCCGGGACAACUGGGUCUUCUUGGGAGCGAAAGGGCUGAAGAAAAAGAGCCCCUUUGAACAGCACAUCAAAAAUGAUAAGGACACAAAUAAAUAUGACGGCUGGCCUGAGCUGCUAGAGAUGGAGGGCUGCGCCCCCAGGAAGAUGGAUUAGCUCCAAGCCCCCAGCCUGCCACAGAGGGCAGACACCACCAGUCUCACAGAGAUGCCAGCCCCAUGGCGGGGAGCACAGCCCCACCACACCAGCCCCAGCCCCCCCACCGCCUGGUCCCACAGCCCAGCAGUGGGUGCGUUCCCAGGAACCAGAGUUUCCCAGCAGGGGCUGUGCAGGGACUGGGGAAGAGCUGUACCAGUGCCUGCAGGGCCUGAGCGAACACCCGGCCAGGGUUCAGCUGAGCUGUCCUCAUCUAUGGGUCAAUAUAGAGUAUUUUAUUUUUCUGUCUUUGAACUAAAAACGUUGUAGAAGUUUUUUCAGAGUUCUUAAAUAAGA
Molecule: messenger RNA, 3883 nt
Organism: Falco peregrinus (peregrine falcon)
Lineage: Eukaryota; Metazoa; Chordata; Aves; Falconiformes; Falconidae
Gene: FAM3D
Product: FAM3 metabolism regulating signaling molecule D
Exons: 9
Coding region: 2870-3547 (225 amino acids)
Source: RefSeq, a predicted model, not a curated record